CUGACGAGGCUUCGCAAUCCAUCGUCGAAUUCAGAGCAUUCGGGUUUCGAGGCAGCGCUAGCCCUAGAUUGGGACAGGCGCAUGAGUUGCGGUCCAAUGGCAUCGUUUCUCGUAUUCUCAUCAAUCAUUUCCUACACAACACAAGCCAAGUCUUACUAUCUGUGCGACUUCGAAAAGAUGGUUCAAAUACAGCUGACGCCCACCAGAGGAAGGAAAAAAAGAGAAGCAGUCUGAAAUUGAAAAGUCUUCUUGCGCGCCAUCAUGGGAUACUUCUCGCUCACCAAGAUCGCGGUAACACUGACUUGUCUGGUUGUUGCGAAGAGGAUAUACUGGGAGCUGACAACCGGCUCACGGCAACGCGACUUCAGCAAACGACACGGCUGUCUCCCACCCAAGCAGAAGAAAUGGAAAGAUCCUUUGCUAGGUCUCGACGCGCUGACGGGCAACUGGAAGGCUUUGAAAGAACACCGCGUCAUUGAGUAUUGGAUCAGCUGGCUGACCGACAACAACGCUCAUACCAUCUCCACCAACGUUAUGGGCGGGAAGCUGUUCUUGACCGACGAUCCGGAGAAUGUCAAGACUAUCCUCGCGACUAAUUUUGCCGACUUCAGUGUCGGCCAGGAACGGAUCAAGAUGUUGUCUGCUUCGAUUGGUAAAGGCAUUUUCACGUCCGACGGUGCAGAGUGGAAGCAUUCGAGGGAUAUCCUUCGACCGUGUUUCGAACGCAAUCAAGUGGCCGAUACUUCCCUUCUCGAAAGACACACCGCUCGCCUCAUUGAAACGCUUCCGGCAGACGGGUCGACUGUGAAUCUGCAGAUUCCGUUUCAGAGGCUGGCGUUCGAUAUCGUGUCUGAGUUCUUGCUGGGCAAGAGCGUGGAUGCGUUGUCGACUAUGGAUAAGCAAGACUCGGCGUGUCGUGAGUUUGUGGAUUCGUUCGAUUAUGUCAUGGAUCCGCUCUCGGAGAAGAAUACGAAUGCUCGUUGGGGCAUGUUGGGCAUGUAUCUCCCUGAUGCUGAGCACAAGAAGUGUGUGAAGCGCAUGCAAAACUUCGUCGACAACAUCAUCUCCGAAGAACUCUCCUCCUCGACCAACUCUUCCACCCCCUUAAACCGCCACCUCUUCCUCCCCUCCCUCCUCUCCGAAACCAACGACCUCGUCAAAGCCCGCAGCGAGCUCCUAAACAUGCUCGUAGCAGGCCGCGACGCCACCUCAGCCGUGCUAACCAACCUCUUCUUCGAACUGCCCCGGCACCCAACCAUCCACGCCCGCCUCGUCUCCGAAAUCCGCUCCCACACAGCCUCACCAGACGAACCCCCAAGCUACGACCAGCUCAAGAAAAUGAAAUACCUCCGCGCCUUCAUCAACGAAGUCCAACGCCUGUACCCCGUCAUCCCCUCCAACUCGCGCCAAGCGCUAAAGGACACCACGCUCCCCCGCGGCGGCGGACCAGACGGCACCGCGCCCGUCUUUGUGCCAAAAGGCGCGUACAUAGCGUACCACGUAACCUCGCUGCACCGCCGCACAGACAUCUACGGCCCGGACGCUCAUCAACUCGUUCCAGAGCGCUGGCUCGAACAAGACGACAAAGACGAGAACGAACGCGAUGCGAAGCCGCUGAGGCCCGGGUGGGCGUUUAUCCCGUUCAACGGGGGUCCCCGGGUGUGUAUUGGACAGAACUUUGCGCUUACGCAGAUCAUGUUUAUUGUUGUGAGGAUGUUGCAGGCUUUCGAGAUUGAGGGGAGGGACGAAGGUCCUUGGACGGAGAAGAUUACGUUGACUUGUACGAAUCUUGGGGGUGCGAAGGUGGGGUUGAGAAGGAGGGAGUGAUGGGUUUCGGGAGGGUGUUGGUAGAGGCAUUUUCCUUCUUCUUCUUCUUCUUCUUCUUCUUCUUCUUCUUCUUCUUCUUCUUCUUCUUCUUCUUCUUCUUCUUCUUCUUCUUCUUCUUCUUCUUCUUCUGUUCUUUCCAUGGCUCUUUCUCUUUUGCUUGUGGUGGCAUCGAUGGGAACGUGUAACUACAUGUAACGGUUCUUGUUGUGGGAUUAGGAGUUCUCCUCUCUUCUUACACCUGUAUAUUUGGAGACCAAAAGAUGUAAACACUGAAGUUAGUACAUACAUAUACGACAUCAUCUCUACUUUGAACGCAAAUGAACUCAUAUCUCUUACUCCUCGUACUGAAACACGCGCAC
This is a messenger RNA of Periconia digitata, 2186 nucleotides long. Lineage: Eukaryota; Fungi; Ascomycota; Dothideomycetes; Pleosporales; Periconiaceae. The record is from the annotation of a GenBank genome assembly.